AUGGCGACACCUUCCGAACUUCGUGUGAACGAGCCCACCGACGGCGAUAUCCAUCAGGCAGCAGGAGAGUGUGACGAAGCACGGGGCCAAGUGCUGGAACAAUUUAGACCAUCAUUCAUAGAGUCGGCUGGAGCAUUCAAUACUCCUAAUUCAUUAGCCAGUGAAUUGAAGAAGGCGAGGAUCUAUAAGGGCCGAGUUCGUGGCCAGUUGGGGCGCCUUGAAGAACAAGCUGGUAACAUCAUAAUCAACAACGAGGAGGACGAGGCGCUGGUUGCUCAGCUAGGCGAACAAGAAGAACAGCUUCGAAGGGUGCUUGACGAAGCUGGUGCCUACGUCGUCGCGCUCGAAAUGAGGUAUGACGAGAUUAAUGAACAAAAUUCUCGCCGGAUGGCGGGCUCUCGCGUGUUCAAUUCGGCCGGGUCAAUUAGAUCCAGUUAUCUGCAGUCGAACAUUGAUGCUGAAGAGGAUUACCGACCAUUACCUCGGGAUCGAGUUAGUCCCAGAGCAUCGUUAUCAGAGAGUCAACGACGUCAGCAUGCCCAGCCAUUGCUCUCGAGACGCCCCGAGACUGUAAACGGGAUGCCGAUCUCGGAUCACCGUGGGGUCCAAAGUUUUCAUCUGACCCGACCACUAGUUAGAUCAAGAGCAAAUGAGAAUGAUCCACUUCCUGUCAUACCUCCCAGUCGUCCUGCAGUUGUGACCGGCCUUCCCGAUCUCGGACCAGAGGAUUCUGCUUCCGCGAUCCAGAGGCCGUUCUACCAUCAUCGAAUGCUCCCGCAGAGUUAUGCUGAGAAUCCACGUAAACAGCAAUUAGUAGGGCCUGCCUUAUCGGCUCAGCCCUUUUGCGAUGCUGGUACCAUCGGGAAAUUGAGUAUUGGUAAUUUGAAAGAUAUAUUUCGCGUUACCGCCCAUAUUAAGAGAGUCGAGUCUAUCCUUGCGGAAGCAAAUGCAGGAAGGUUCAUUGAUGGACAAUUCCUACCGCACGGUCAUCUAUCUAAUGCUUGCAAGGAAAAACUCGUUGGUACUCUCAAAGAUAUUCCCAAGUGCCACGAAGAAGCUGAUAAGGCUUGUGAUAUUGAUGGUUCUACAUGGUUCACGGUCACAAAAGCACUGAAGGAUCAGUUCGCUAGGCGAACAGUUCUCACGGACGAGUUGGAUAUCCGUUUGAAAAAGCUCAAGUUCUCAUCAGCCAAGCAGGUUGACACUUUUGUCAAGGAGGCCACUUCUAUUGCGGACCUCUAUCGAGUUGUCUAUCCCGAUGAUCGUGCUCAAGAACUUCAUCUCGUCAGAAAGGUUGUAUCAUGUUUGCCUAAGGACGUAGCUAUAGGCGUCAUUAGGCGGUGUAAGAAGGCCGGACGUGGUGAUUCAGAGCAAGAUUGGGAGACUUGUGUGCCUUUCUACUCUCCUACCGGUAGAACCAGAGAAACUGUCGUCGAGUUCAUUCGGGCCGAGUGCAGACUAUCCGAGGAAUUCGGUAGUCUUCUCAGUCUAAGGCCUGAUGGUCGUGAUGGUGGGCAGGACUCAGUGCGUGCCAUUCACUCGAACGAUGGUCGGGCUGGCAAAGAUAAGGGCCAGGUUGACCGAGGAGAGUCGUUGCCGAAUUUCGUUUCACGAUUCUCGAUAGUAUACGGCAUCACCGGCCGUGGGUGUAGAAAUGAGAGUCAUCUUCGGUCCUUGGUGGGCGCUGAUGGGAUGAUUCCGAGAUUUAAUAAGCAGGGCAUGAAGUACUUCUUCGUCGGAUACAAAGACAAGGAAACCGGCUCUGCGAAGGUGAACGCACUUCCUAAAGACCAAUUCCGGUCUUGGGAGUUCCAGUUCAAGGAGAAACCGAAGCAGGAGGCGCCACUGCCUCCCAAGUCGGGAAACUAA
Messenger RNA from Perkinsus marinus ATCC 50983, 1869 nucleotides. RefSeq lists its product as hypothetical. The record is from RefSeq and is a predicted model, not a curated record. The coding region runs from base 1 to 1869 and encodes 622 amino acids. The transcript has a single exon. Lineage: Eukaryota; Perkinsozoa; Perkinsida; Perkinsidae.